GGAUAGCGUUGUUGUCGAUAGCAGACACGUGUUGUGAGCGAUCUUUGACACAAACUUUGACUAAAGCGGACGUACCAGCUAUAUGUGUUAGGCAGCGAUAGUUCAGCAUAUGGUGUUGUGAAGAAGAGAGACAAGUCUAUCAAAAAUCUGUAUAAACAAAUAUCGCCAAACAUGAAGCCAGAAAAUGAGCAUAACAGACUAAAGGCAGAAGAUAGUGGGGAAGAAGAAAAUGAAUCACCCGAUCAAAGAUAUGGAGACCGAGACGAUGAACUUUCUCCACGACCCCGACCCACACCAAAGCCUGGUCCUGGAGAACAUCCCUUACAGUUUAAUUACGCAGUGUGGUUCUCGCGAAAAGCACCAGGCAAGCAAUCAUCAGCCACAAGUUACAACCAGAAUCUCAAACUCGUCACAACAUUCGCUUCUGUGGAGCAGUGGUGGAACCACUACAGUCACUUAGUGCGACCUAGUGACCUCACUGGACACAGCGACUAUCACAUAUUUAAAGAAGGCAUCCGUCCAAUGUGGGAGGAUACAGCCAAUAAUAAGGGGGGUAAAUGGAUUGUACGAUUAAAAAAAGGCCUGGCGUCUCGGUGCUGGGAAAACUUAGUGCUGGCCAUGCUUGGGGAACAGUUUAUGGUCGGGGAAGAAAUCUGUGGAGCAGUCAUCUCUAUUAGAUACCAGGAAGAUAUUUUAGCAUUAUGGAAUCGUACGGCCAGUGACACAGUAACAACGUCGAGGAUCCGUGACACUCUCAAACGAGUCCUCAACCUUCCUCCCAACACAAUAAUGGAAUACAAGACGCAUAAUGACAGCAUGAAAGACAAUUCAAGUUUCAGAAAUACAGACAUUUUUAUGCGGUGACAGAAAGGAUGCAGCUUCUAACUGACUUUUAACAAAUUCUGUCAAAUAAUGGGUAGCGUCGUCGUCUCAAAGUGAUCGUCCUCAUGGCUGUAGGACUUCUUACAGACACAAAGUCACAACAUCAGUUACCCUGGCAACUCGACGCACAUUUCCCGGCAAUUCAUAUAUUUCCAGUAUGUCUAACACGCAGCAUAAUUUGUUUUGCAUCUGUGGAGAUGGAGUGUACAUGUUGAUUGUGUAAAACAGAGAUCGUGUGACGUGUCCGAAUGUUGACACGAAAUAACUAGGUGAAAUAAUGGGUAUUUAUUAAUACCAACAGAGGACCUGAACUGAAAGUGAAUCUUUGUUUCACCAUCUGCAAUGCCAUUCAUCAUUUUGGAUCUGAAAUCAUCAUGAGUUGAUACUGUAUACUGGUCAAGUAAUUUUAACUGCCGUUUAAUUUUCGCCAUUUUUGCCCUUGGUAGUGAAGGCGAAUUUAUCAUGACAGCGAAUAAUUGUUAACAAAAUAAUAAUCGUAGUAAUUAAAUGUUAAGGGGGAUUUUCAUAUUGGGGUGAAAGUGGAUUUUACUGUUGAAGGGUGACCAAUUUUUACUUGACGAAUAUUUCCCGGUAUAAUUAUUGAUGUUUUUAAAAUGUAUGCGAGUGAGCAGUACCUUUUAAUUGAAGUGUGUGCUCUUCCAGAGGAACUCUAGAGUACACUUGAAUUUAAGAUAAAUGGCUUUAUACAGUGUAAUGCAUAAGGGAAAAAAUAAGUCACCCGUUCGAGUACUGUAACAUUACUCAUUUGAAAUAUUUGAUGCAAGACCUUCUGCACAUUUCUUCAUAAAUGUUGGAUCCUGUGUGUUCAUGUUGCCCAUUGCUCUGUGAACUUAUCAAGGCAAGAAAACAAAGUUUGAUAUCUAUAGAAAAUUCAGAGCUAUCAGAUGAUAGCUUUGGAUUGAUAUUAUUUGACUGUUUGUGUUGUCCAGUACGAUACCUCUUGCUACUUUUAUCGGGAACAUCUUGCCCAUUCUUACUCUGUGUGGUUCUGAGUGUUGUUCUUACUUGUACUGUGUUAAUAGGUAGUAAUAUACCGUAUUUGUCCGGCAAUAAGCCCACGCCCGGUAAUAAGCCCACCCAUAUAUAUUACAGUUCAGUAUAAAUGUCAACAAAUGCUGUUUCUUUGUCCUGUAAUAAACCCAGCCCCCUAUUUUGAGUCUGAGAUUAUGUGUUGGGGCCCCCUGGGCUUAUUGCAGGAUAAAUAUGGUACUGUCACUUUAUGUACUCUAUAUAAAAGUAACUUGUUAAAGAUGCUGUGUCCUAGCUAUUCCCCUGAAUUGGCUGUCCAGGGUGUUGUUAGUCCUCUAUCAGCUGUGUGUUAGUCCGAAAAACUAAAACACCCUGUAGACUAAAUCCCUUGGCAAUUUCUGUAACUUUCCUAUGAAAAUAACCAAGCUAAUCAGGUGUGGUGGACAGAACUAGUAUUCAAUCUUGACCACUCAGUUUGUUAAUCAGAUGAUAGUGAAAAUAAAAGAGAAGAUAGGGCUUUCUCAAUAUCUUUGGAAUUUAAAUUUCAAGUUUUGCAUUUUAAAAAUGUCUGUCUGGUCCAUAUCUGUGUAGUAAACAGUUGACGACAAGGAUAUAAUGAAAUGGCGACUUACU
Molecule: messenger RNA, 2505 nt
Organism: Mizuhopecten yessoensis (Yesso scallop)
Lineage: Eukaryota; Metazoa; Mollusca; Bivalvia; Pectinida; Pectinidae
Product: eukaryotic translation initiation factor 4E type 2-like
Exons: 7
Coding region: 172-864 (230 amino acids)
Biological process (GO): translational initiation
Cellular component (GO): eukaryotic translation initiation factor 4F complex; cytoplasm
Molecular function (GO): RNA 7-methylguanosine cap binding; translation initiation factor activity
Source: RefSeq, a predicted model, not a curated record